CCAUUCUCGACCUACUUCCGUGAUGGUUGUAAUUAUUCGACGUUUCUUCGACGCCUGGAUUUUCCGGUGAUCUUUUCUUCUUCGAUCAUCUGACAGGUAUGUCGCCAAAGCAUGCUUGCCACAUGGUACCCUUUUCCACGACUCCGUUGUCUAUUCCUUUGGCGCGCGCGUGCAUACCCAUACCCCUUUCUUCACUUUACUUAAUGUAUACACGUUUGGCGGAAGAAGUUCUGGUUACAAAUAAUUGCGGAGGAAAAUCAGGCUUGCCGGAGGCUUUAGGCUCGAAGGCAUUGAUGAGAUUUAUGAUAGCAUGGUAGCAUUUUGCGAGCGACGUUGGAGAACCAAGGCAUUUGAGCAAUUCAAUUCUGUUUCACACACAA
Molecule: messenger RNA, 380 nt
Organism: Didymella exigua CBS 183.55
Lineage: Eukaryota; Fungi; Ascomycota; Dothideomycetes; Pleosporales; Didymellaceae
Exons: 1
Coding region: 99-317 (72 amino acids)
Source: RefSeq, a predicted model, not a curated record